GUCCUCCGCGAUCUCCUCUCCCAUCUCCUCUGCCCCGACUCCAUCAUGCUGUUUUGGCACACGCAGCCGGAGCACUACAACCAGCACAACUCGGGCAGCUACCUGCGGGAUUUGACUAGUGUUCUUCAAAGGGAAAAUGAUGUCCUUGCACUGCCAAUCUUUAAGCAGGAGGAGCCCCAGUUGUCUCCAGAGAAUGAAGCCAAACUGCCUCCAUUUCAGUAUGUACUCUGUGCAGCCACCUCACCUGCUGUGAAGCUUCAUGAAGAAACACUGACUUACCUCAACCAAGGUCAGUCAUAUGAAAUCCGGCUCCUAGAGAAUAGGAAAUUGGGAGAUUUUCAAGAUUUAAACACGAAAUAUGUCAAGAGCAUCAUUCGUGUGGUCUUUCAUGACCGGCGCCUGCAAUAUACUGAACACCAACAGCUAGAAGGCUGGAGAUGGAGCCGUCCUGGGGACCGGAUUCUGGAUAUCGACAUCCCGUUAUCUGUUGGCAUCUUGGAUCCCAGAGCCAGCCCAACACAGUUAAAUGCAGUUGAGUUCCUAUGGGAUCCUUCGAAGAGAGCGUCAGCAUUCAUUCAGGUACAUUGCAUCAGUACAGAAUUCACUCCGAGGAAGCAUGGGGGAGAGAAGGGUGUUCCAUUUCGGGUGCAAAUUGAUACGUUUAAACAGAACGAGAAUGGCGAGUACACGGAACACCUGCAUUCUGCCAGUUGCCAGAUCAAAGUGUUCAAGCCCAAGGGAGCAGACCGAAAACAGAAGACAGACCGGGAGAAAAUGGAGAAACGGACUGUCCAGGAGAAGGAGAAAUACCAGCCAUCCUAUGACACCACGAUUCUCACGGAGUGCUCCCCGUGGCCGGAUAUGCCUUACCAAGUGAACAACGCUCCGUCCCCAAGUUACAACAGUUCUCCCAACAGCUUCAGCCUUGGCGAUGGCAACAGUUCUCCAACUCAUCAAGUGGAGCCCCUGCCCACCAGCAAUGACCACCUCCUUCCCUCUGCCUCCAUUCAAGACGCCCAGCAGUGGCUUCAUCGCAAUAGGUUCUCGCCGUUUUGUAGACUCUUCUCGAGUUUCUCUGGUGCUGACUUACUGAAAAUGUCCAAAGAAGAUUUUGUUCAGAUAUGUGGACCUGCGGAUGGGAUCCGGCUCUUCAAUGCCAUCAAAGGCAGGAAUGUGAGACCAAAGAUGACCAUCUAUGUCUGCCAGGAACUAGAGCAGAACAGAUCUCACCUGCAGCAGAAGAGAGAGGCUUUGGACAGCAAUUUGUGUGUGUACCACGCCAUCUUUUUGGAAGAGCUGACCACUCUGGAAUUAAUCGAGAAGAUCGCAAACCUCUACAGCAUCUCCCCACAGCACAUUAACCGAAUCUAUCGGCAAGGACCAACCGGUAUCCACGUCGUGGUGAGCAAUGAGAUGGUGCAGAAUUUCCAAGACGAAUCUUGUUUUGUUAUCAGCACGUUAAAAGCUGAAAGCAAUGACGGCUACCACAUCAUUCUGAAGUGUGGACUGUGAGCGGCAGGACUCCCCGAGAUAGCGACGAUCCCGGCUGAAAAACACAAAAGACUGGAAAGAGCGAAGGGCGGAAGGGGCCGGGGCCGGUGACGUCUCCGGGAGAACGACAACUUGGCAGAAACCAAGGGAAGACAUUUUUGUAGGGGUAGAGAUGGAAGGCCUGAAUUUAUCCAGAAAAAAAUCUGUCCCUCUCCCCUCCCUACCCUCCUCUCUUUUUUGGACCCGAAAGCUGUCCAGCUUUCUGAUCUUUGUUGACUGUCCCAGUUGGUCCCAAAUGAAACACGGAAAGCACAGCCUGCCCCUUUCCCACAUUUCCCCGGGUGAGGCAGUUCCACUUGGCUCCUCCAUUCACCAAACCAUGGGCUUCCCCUCUCCGCCUUAUUGGAACUGGCUCAGAGAGACCCUGACUGCCCUUCUCGGGGCUCCUGGGGAGCUUUAGCCUUUCCUUCCCAUUGAUUUUUGGGGUGCAGCUGAGGCCCUGUGGUUCCCGUUCAUCUUUGCCCUCAGCACAUCAGUGGCCUGCCUCCCCUUUUCUUCCCCAGGCCCAUUUCAGAAUAUUUUUGUAUGGCCUUUUUAAAAAAAAAUGAUACAGCAGACGCAACAUUUGGCCCUUCUAGGCCUGUGUGUAUCUGUGUGUAUAGCCACAUACACACAAUGUUGUGAAGUUUUUCUGUGGUCAGUAAUCUGGAUGUUUCAUAUCCUCUGUAUGUCCUGUGAAAAUAUGAAACCUCUAUCUGUGGGUGGGUGUAUACAUAAUGCAUACACACUUGUGUCUAUCCUU
This is a messenger RNA of Tachyglossus aculeatus (Australian echidna), 2293 nucleotides long. It is a transcript of the gene TFCP2L1, whose product is annotated as transcription factor CP2 like 1. Gene Ontology annotation, cellular component: nucleus. Gene Ontology annotation, biological process: regulation of transcription by RNA polymerase II. NCBI's taxonomy places the organism in Eukaryota, Metazoa, Chordata, Mammalia, Monotremata, Tachyglossidae. The coding region runs from base 46 to 1512 and encodes 488 amino acids. Gene Ontology annotation, molecular function: DNA-binding transcription activator activity, RNA polymerase II-specific; RNA polymerase II cis-regulatory region sequence-specific DNA binding. The transcript has 16 exons. The record is from RefSeq and is a predicted model, not a curated record.